Molecule: messenger RNA, 2824 nt
Organism: Glycine soja
Lineage: Eukaryota; Viridiplantae; Streptophyta; Magnoliopsida; Fabales; Fabaceae
Product: probable disease resistance protein At5g66900
Exons: 5
Coding region: 37-2505 (822 amino acids)
Biological process (GO): defense response to fungus
Molecular function (GO): ATP hydrolysis activity; ADP binding
Source: RefSeq, a predicted model, not a curated record
GCUUUCAUUUCAUUCCACGGGUGUGUGUGAGUAGUGAUGGCAGAGCCGUUCGCUGGAGCUGCUGCGGGAGAGUUGUUGAAAGGGGCUCUUGAAAUCAUUCGCAGCGGUUACGAGUUCCGACCCACCCUCGAAAGAAGCAGAGAAACCUUCGACUCUUUAUCUUCUCGAGUACAAAAGAUUAAACAGUUGAACAGGAACCUGGAUAGCUCCACAGAGGAGAUAGAUAAGUUGGAGGCUCUUGUGCGAGAUGGUAAAGAGCUUACUGACAAGUACUCCAAAGUUACUUGGUGGAGAUUUCUCUGCUUCCCUUGUUACCAGUGCAAGCUUAAGGCCAGUGAGGAUGCUCUGACGAGACACACAACUACGAUUGAGCCGGUUCACAUUAGGCUCGGAAUGAUGGAGAUCCAGUCCGGCAUCAAAAUCAUUCUCCAGACUCUGCUCAUGUCAGGGAAGGAGAAUAUUGGCGGAGCAAUCGAAGAACCAGAGUGCAUUGGAAUGGAACAACAUUUGAACAAGUUGAAAAUUGAACUGCUCAAGGAUGGCAUGUCGGUCCUUGUCUUGACUGGUUUGCCUGGAUCCGGCAAAACCACACUGGCUAAGAAGAUCUGUUGGGACACUGACAUCAAAGGCAAGUUCGGGGUAAACAUAUUUGUCACAGUCUCCAAAACACCCAACUUGAAGAGCAUUGUAGGGACAGUGUUUCAUGGCUGUAGACGUCCGGUGCCGGAGUUUCAAAGUGAUGACGAUGCAAUUAACCGAUUAAGAGCUCUGCUGCUGAGUGUGGGGGGAAAUGAUAAAAAUCCAAUAUUAUUGGUCUUGGAUGAUGUUUGGCCUGGCUCAGAAGCCCUUGUUGAUAAGUUUACAGUCCAAAUACCUUAUUAUAAGAUCUUGGUGACUUCAAGGGUUGCAUAUCCAAGAUUUGGCACCAAGAUUUUGUUGGGUCAACUUGAUCACAAUCAAGCAGUGGCCCUUUUCGCUCACUAUGCUAAACUAAAUGACAAUAGCUCAUACAUGCCUGAAGAAGAUCUUUUACACGAGAUCGUGAGACGUUGUAUGGGUUCACCAUUGGUGCUUAAGGUCACUGCCGGAUCACUCUGUGGGCAGCCUUUUGAGAUGUGGGAAAAAAAGAAGGAUCGUUUACAAAAUCAAUCCAAAAUGGAAUUUAGUCAAACUGAUUUGUUUUGUCAUCUUCAACGAAGUUUAGAUGCGUUGGAGGAUGAGUUCCACAUCCACGAAAAGGUGUGCUUCAUGGAUCUAGGGCUUUUCCCUGAAGACCAAAGGAUCCCUGUUCCUGCCCUCAUUGAUAUGUGGGCAGAACUGUAUGAACUUAAUAACGAUGGUAGCAACGCAAUGGCCAUCAUCCAUGAUUUAACCACCAGGAAUUUGAUUAAUUUCAUAGUUACAAGGAAAGUUUCAAAGGAUGAAGACAAGUACUACAAUAACCACUUUGUAAUUCUACAUGAUCUCCUUAGAGAGUUAGCAAUCCGUCAAAGCACAGAGAAACCAUUUGAACAAGACAGACUGAUUAUUGACAUAACGGGAAAUGAUUUUCCUGAAUGGUGGGUGGGAGAAAAUCAGCAAGGAACCAUCGGCCAAAUGUUCCCAUGUUUCUCCAGAAUGAUAAGACAGAAACAGCUAAAGGUUGCUGCCCGCAUAUUGUGUAUUUCAACUGAUGAAACGUUUAAUUCAGAUUGGCGUGACAUGAAACCUUACAACACUGAGGUUCUGAUUUUAAAUCUUCACUCUAGCCAAUACUCAUUACCGUGUUUUACAAAGAAGAUGAAAAAACUUAAAGUUCUGAUAGUUACAAAUUAUGGUUUUCAUCGUUCUGAGAUAAAGAAGUUUGAGCUGCUUGGUUCUUUAUCUAACUUGAAAAGAAUCAGAUUGGAAAAGGUUUCAGUCCCUUCCCUCUGCGAAUUGAAGAAUUUGCAAAAAUUGUCUCUUCGUAUGUGUAAUACAAGGCAGGCUUUUGAAAACUGUUCUAUCCAAAUCUCAAAUGCAAUGCCAUAUCUUGAGGAAAUGAGCAUUGACUAUUGCAAUGAUUUGAUUACAUUACCUGAUGGACUGUGUGAGAUUAGCCCAUUGAAGAAACUUAGUAUCACUAACUGCCACAAACUUUCUGCACUGCCACAAGGUAUUGGAAAACUGGAGAAUCUGGAAGUGCUAAGGCUAUGUUCCUGCUCUGAUUUGCUAGAGAUGCCAAAUUCUUUUGAAGGGCUUAACAAGCUAAGCUGUCUUGACAUCUCAGACUGUGUAAGUCUUACCAAAUUACCAGAUGAUAUUGGUGAGUUGAAGAAGCUUAAGAAGCUAUACAUGAAGGGUUCAAAACUGGGUGAAUUACCAUACUCCGUCCAUAAGUUUGAACAAUUUAAGCAUGAAAUAAAUGUGAUCUGUGACGAAGAAACGGUUACCUUAUGGGAAAAUUUUCGUGCCUUUCCCAAUUUGAAGAUAGAGAUAUUUAGAGAGGACAUUGACUUGAAUUGGCUUCAUGGAGUUCAUUCCUGAGACUUGUUUCCUGAAAUUGAUUGUGACUCAGCAUCAUGUUGGGAUUGGAGAACGAUGUUCGUCUAGUGAAAAACACGAGUUUGUGUUAGCAUCAAUGUGGAAUGUGUUGAAAGAACAUUCAUGUGUUAUUUUAGCAUGGUCAUUUAUACUUUUUGUUAUCAAGUAGAGCAAUAUUUUCUCGUUUGUUUGAAAAAAUAAAAAAGGGAGAUUGUCGUGUAUGACAUCUUAUUUUAUAAUUAACUUUGGCAUAUAUCUGCAGAACCUUACCAAAGUGUUUACUACAAAUAAAUAAAAAUGACACGGUCAUGAUUGCAUGAUA